Molecule: messenger RNA, 468 nt
Organism: Caenorhabditis remanei
Lineage: Eukaryota; Metazoa; Nematoda; Chromadorea; Rhabditida; Rhabditidae
Exons: 1
Coding region: 1-468 (155 amino acids)
Source: RefSeq, a predicted model, not a curated record
AUGUCUCAACACCGCCGAGAAACCCCAAAACAGUUCAAAAAGAAAAGUGAGGAAGAUUAUCAGAAAGAAUUGGAGGCGUUAUGGAAGAAGGUGGAAGAGACUGAGGAAAAAGAUGUUGAGAUGAGAGAAGAGGAGAGAAACAUGUUUGAGAAGACUAAGGAAAUGGAGAAAGCAAUUGCUGCUCAAGAAGAAAAAAUCAAAAUCAAAAAAAGAGAACUUUCGGAUACAACCAAUGCGCUGGAGAAAGCCAUGAGAGAGAUUGAAGAUCUCAACGUAACUCUCAAUAAUGAGAAAAACACUAAAAUUGCAAGAGAGAAAGUUUCAAAGGAAAUAGUUUUAUCACUGGACGAAGAAGUUAACUACUAUGCCUUGCAGAUAAUAUAUCUGACUAAGGAAGUUGACCAACUUUUGAAAAAAAUCAAAAAAGCAAAGAGCAAUAAUGGUGGGAAAGGCAAAACAUCCGAUUAA